AAAAGUUCGAUGAUCGAAGGGCAUGACGAUCCAGACCGCGUCGCGACGUUGCUCUCGAGCGUUGGCAUGCUCGAUGCCGAGAUGGAAUGAAAUGAGCCCAAGUUUGCAAUGGCGCACAAUUUGCAGCAACUGUGUGCGUCGCCUUUGAAGACUGUGGGCUGUCGUCGUCCGGCACCGGCAAGACUAGGAAGCUCACGUUCAUCGCCCGCAGCUGACAGAGUGUUCUGUGCUGUGGAAUUCAGGCAUCGUUCUUGUGCUCGUGGAUUGAGAAGUUCUAGUGCGAAUUUGGGUGAUUCUCUUUGCGGUGGAUCGGUCGUUGGUCUGGGCUUUGAUCCCCCUGGUUCCAGAGCAGGAUUCCGUAGUGGAGAGCAGAUUGUGACGUCCGCGAAGAUGUCUGAAGCAUCAAUCGUUCCUCCUCCAGGGAUCGCCAAGAACGUGACUAUCAUUAAUCAAGACGGGGAAAAGUUAGUGGGAGUUAUUGACGACACGGGUUCCAAAGAGCUCUGUGUACUCUGCCAUGGCUUUCGCUCCUCCAAGAAGAGCACUACCUUAGGUGUGGUUGCAUCGACACUCGUGACUGCUGGCUUCAGCUCCUUUCGAUUUGAUUUUUCUGGAAAUGGAGAAAGUGAAGGAGAGUUUGCUUAUGGAAACUACUGGAAGGAGGUGGAAGAUUUACGAGCAGUAAUCGAAUAUUGGAGGAGUCAAGGGCGAGAAAUAACUGCCAUCAUUGGUCACAGCAAAGGUGGCAAUGUUGUUUUACUCUAUGCGUCAAAAUACGGAGACGUGAGUACUGUCGUCAAUGUGAGCGGACGCUUUGAUUUGAAUAUCGGACAAUUAGAGCGUUUUGGAGAGGCCGGGAUGAAAACGCUGGAGCAAGAAGGUUUCUUGGAUGUGAAAGACAAAGCAGGGAAUGUGGAGUACCGUGUGACGCUCAAAAGCCUGGAGGAUCGUCUAUCGACAGACAUGGAUGGAGCUUCCAAGGCCAUCUCUAAAGACUGCAGAGUCCUUACUGUCCAUGGUUCUCAAGAUGAAAUCGUGAAAAUUGAAAAUGCUCAUGAUUUUGCAAAACGAAUACCAAAUCACACACUCAGAGUCUUUGACGGAGCGGGUCAUAACUAUGAAGGCGAUCGGAAGAAAUUAGCAGAUUUGGUUCUGGAGUUCAUACAAGGUAAUGUUUCCAAAAUGUGAGCAUAUAUCCUUGUGCAUAGAAUAAGCAUUAUUUAACAACGGUGAUACUUUGCCGGAGAUGGUUGUAAUUUCAGAUCUUCUGUUGAAGACAAAUACUAUCGAAGUAUCUAAUUUAUGUACUCCUUUUUCGUCAUUGAUCAAUCAAACAAGACUUUUUGUUUCAACCA
This is a messenger RNA of Marchantia polymorpha subsp. ruderalis, 1355 nucleotides long. The record is from the annotation of a GenBank genome assembly. Lineage: Eukaryota; Viridiplantae; Streptophyta; Marchantiopsida; Marchantiales; Marchantiaceae.